AGUGCAGUGAUUAUACGAAACGUAAGUCAACGUAAACAUUCUCAAAUGGGAAAUUAUGAUAUAAUUUGUGUUUUUAGUUUUCAAAGAACAACAAAGCCAAUAUUGGUCGAUGAUACUUUCGUUUCAUUAUUGAUGCUGACAAAGUUGAUGAUAUACUCGAAUAUUUGAAUAAUAUAAAAUCGAUUUAGUAACGAAGUUGAGCGGGAUAAUUUUUCAGGUUUUAUUGUUUUGAGGCGUAUUGCAAAGGAUUGUAAAAAUAUUGUUUCCUUAAGAAAACCAAAAAGAUGCAAGUUUCAGAGAAGAAAAUCUACCAAAAUGAUUUGGAUGACACUGGCUCAACGAGCUACUUUAGUUUGUUUCGAUUUGCCACAAAAUUGGAUAUCGUCUUAAUACUCAUCGGAAUCAUUUUUAACUUAUUCAAAUCUAUUGCAUUGCCCAUAUGGCUCAUCAUUCAUGCUGAAUUCACAACAUUGUUGAUCGAUCGAACACUUGGGAUUGGAACAAGCUCAACAACAAUAUUCUUACCUUUGUUUGGUGGCGGAAAAGUGUUAACAAAUGCAUCAGUGGAAGAAAAUCGCCAAGAAAUCAAAAACGAUUCCGUUGCCUAUGGUAUUCUAUUGUCACUGGCGUCACUAUUACACUUCGUAGCUGGCAUCGUAUGUGUUGAUUGCUUCAAUCAUGCGGCGCUUCGACAAAUCACUAGGAUUCGCAUUAAAUUCUUUCAAUCGUUGAUGCGACAAGAGGUUGGUUGGUAUGACGUCGCCGGUGGCAAUAACAAUUUCGCCGUUCGCAUCACCGAAGACAUUGAAAAAAUUCGUGAUGGAAUCGCUGAAAAAGUUAGUCAUUUCCUGUAUUUGAUCAUGAGUUUCAUGUUUUGUGUUAUCAUGGCAUUCAUUUAUGGCUGGAAACUGUCUUUGGUUGUGGUAUCGUAUAUGCCAAUAGCUAUGAUAACGAACGUGAUUAUUGGAAAGUUUCAAGCGUCGCUGUCAACCAAGGAACUAAACUCUUACUCUGCGGCUGCAAAUGUCGCCGAAGAGGUGCUGAGCGGCAUUCGAACAGUAUUUGCAUUUGGCGGAGAGAAGGUGGAGAUCGAGCGAUACAACAAACGACUGAUAAAUGCGAAAAAAGCAGUGAAAGUAAAGGGAUUGCUUGCCGGGCUCGGGGAUGGUAUCAUGCGAUUCUUAUUUUUCGGAAUCAAUGCGCUCGCUUUUUGGUACGGUGUUCAACUUGUCUUGGAUGAUCGUGAUAAAGUUGACAAAGAGUACACACCAGCUGUUCUAAUGAUCACAUUUUUCGGUUUAAUUGUUGGAUGUGACAAUAUCGCAAAAAUAUCUCCAUUCCUAGAAUCAUUUGCUGCUGCAUGCGGUUCAGCUACGUCAAUAUUCCGAGUAAUUGAUCGUAAUUCGAAAAUCGAUUCCAUGUCAAAUGAAGGAAAAGUUCUAAACUUAGGUGUUCAGGGAAAUAUUGUUUUUAAAAAUGUGUUCUUCAGUUAUCCAUCUCGACCAGGUGUUCAGAUUCUCCGUGGAUUGGACUUGGAAAUUAAGGCGGGUCAAUCGGUAGCGUUGGUCGGAGACUCUGGAAAUGGAAAAUCGACAUGUUUGCAACUGCUGCAACGGUUCUACGAUCCUGACGAUGGUCAAGUGAUGAUCGAUGGCUGUGACAUACGCUCGCUGAACAUCAAUAUGCUGCGUUCGAACAUCGCAACCGUCGGACAGGAGCCGAUCUUAUUCUCGACGACGAUUGGAGAGAACAUUCGCUAUGGUAAUCCGGAUGCAACGGAUAAAGACGUAGUUGCCGCAGCUCAAAUGUCCGGCGCUCACGAUUUUGUGGCCAAUUUACCGCAAGGCUAUAAUACGUUGGUGGGAGAAAAAGGCUCACAACUCUCUGGUGGGCAGAAGCAGAGGAUCGCUAUCGCACGUGCCAUGAUUCAAAACCCGAAAAUAUUGCUAUUGGAUGAAGCCACAUCGGCUCUGGAUUAUCAAUCGGAGAAGUUCGUUCAAGAAACCCUGGACAAAGCGUCCAAGGGUCGAACCACAAUCACUGUCUCGCAUCGUCUGUCGGCCAUUCGAAAUGCGGAUCGCAUUCUAUUCAUUGACAAAGGACUUGUGAUCGAAGACGGAACGCACAGCCAAUUGAUGACCCAGAAAGGGAGAUACUAUGAAAUGAUAACAGCAGGAAGACUUGAGGAUGAAGAUGAUGAUUUCAUUGACAACAAAAUCAAAGUGAACGAACACUAUGGAAAUCAACAAAAAGUGAACGGUAAACAAUUUUUCAACGAUCAAAAUGAUGGAGCAGACUUUUUCCGAACCUUGUCGGUUGAUUCCAUGGAAAAAGAAGUGGAUAAAUCUGGUGAGAAUAUCCAAUAUUGGAAAGUGUUCAAACGAAUUUGGCGGUUGACAAAACCAGAGUGGUUUAUAAUGUUCUUGGCAACGAUUUGUGCAUGCUUCAUUGGCGCUACAUUACCCGGAUUUGCCAUUUUGUUUGGUGAAAUCUAUGGCGCAUUGUCAUUGGAAGACGCAGACUCUGCAUAUGAUCAAACCAUCAUCAAUUGUAUCAUAUUCUUGGUGGUUGGUGUGGUCACAUUCACUGCAGCAGUCUUCCAGACGUUCUUCUUUUCGAAGGCCAGUGUAAAUUUAGCAACACGGGUUCGAUCAAUGACGUUUGCUGCCUUGAUGCGACAAGAAUGCAGUUGGUACGAUGACGAGAAUCAUUCAUCUGCGGCACUCUCGGCUCGACUCACUGGUGAUGCAGGCAAUUUGCAAGGAAUCAUCGGCUACCCACUUAGUGUCAUUUUCCAGUCACUUUCCACAUUCAUAAUCGGAGUAGUUCUAGCUUUCAUUUACUCUAUGAAAUUAUCGUUUGUUUGUCUGGCUUUUGUGCCCCUGUCAUUGAUCACAGUAUUUGUUGAAGCAAAGCAUAUGUCCAAGACGGCGAUUGUAGAGAAGCAAUCAACAGAAAUUGGAACAAAAAUCGCGACAGAAGCCAUCACAAAUAUUCGAACAGUUGCCAGUUUGAGACAAGAAAAGCAUAUGAUUGAGCGAUAUGUAACCGAAAUGACAAAAGUAUCGUUGAUCAUUCGAAAGAAAAUUGUCUGGCGUGGUUUAGUGAACUCGUUAGCACAAUCGAUUCCAUUCUUUGGCUAUGCCAUUGCACUAUGCUACGGCGGUUUCUUGGUCGCUGAUGGGGAAAUUCACUUCAAAAAUGUCAUCAAGGUAACAGAAUCUCUGCUGUACGGCACAAUUGUGAUGAGUCAAACAUUGGUCUUUGUUCCAUCGUUCACGGCCGCAUUCGUGGGAGCUCAUCGUAUUUUCCAAAUAAUCGAUCGUAUUCCAAUGAUUUCUUCGCCGAACAUAGCCAACAAGAGGCGUAAACCGGAUACAAGCAAUGACAUUGAGUACAAAAAGAUCGAUUUUCGUUAUCCGACCAGACCCGAUGUGCAAAUACUCAAGGACUUCAACUUGAAUGUGAUCGAUGGAAAGACGAUAGCUUUGGUUGGCCCGUCUGGAUGUGGAAAAUCCACUUGUAUUCAGCUGUUACAGCGAUUGUACGAUCCCGAACACGGUCGCAUCCAUAUCGGUCUGGACGAAAUAUCCAGUGACAUUUCACUUAAAGACUUGAGGUCGAAACUGAGCAUUGUCUCACAAGAGCCUGUGCUUUUCGAUAAAACAAUCGCCGAGAAUAUUGCGUACGGAGAUAAUUCGCGAGAGGUUUCGAUGGAAGAGAUAAUCGCCGCUGCCCGAGUAGCGAACGUCCAUAAUUUUAUCAAUCAAUUGCCAUUGGGCUACGAAACGAAUGUGGGCAGUAAAUCAGCGCAAUUUUCCGGAGGUCAGAAGCAAAGAAUAGCCAUCGCUCGUGCCUUGGUGAGAAAUCCAAAGAUUCUUUUGUUGGAUGAAGCCACAUCCGCCCUAGAUUUGCAAAGUGAACAG
Molecule: messenger RNA, 3926 nt
Organism: Sitodiplosis mosellana (orange wheat blossom midge)
Lineage: Eukaryota; Metazoa; Arthropoda; Insecta; Diptera; Cecidomyiidae
Product: multidrug resistance protein homolog 65-like
Biological process (GO): transmembrane transport
Cellular component (GO): membrane
Molecular function (GO): ATP binding; ABC-type transporter activity; ATP hydrolysis activity
Source: RefSeq, a predicted model, not a curated record